Ilex paraguariensis (yerba mate) is the source of this 1914-nucleotide messenger RNA. Lineage: Eukaryota; Viridiplantae; Streptophyta; Magnoliopsida; Aquifoliales; Aquifoliaceae. The record is from the annotation of a GenBank genome assembly.
AUGUCGAAGAAGAAAGCUACGAUGACUCUCAAGGACUUCCAUGGCGGUUCGAUUCCUUCGGAUCUUCCUCUUCCUUCCGCUCCUGGUGUAAUCAUGAGGCAUUUGGAUCGUGCUGGUUUCGAUCGCCAAACAUCAUGGGUAAACCCUAUGGGAAGGUCUGAUCACCGGUUGCGACCUAAUUCAGCUGGGGCAGGAAGACCCUUUGGUGAUAAUCCGUUCCUCACACAUAGUGCACACAUUGGCCGGAAUUUUGAUGAGGAUGAAAGGAAGCCAAUAGAUGGGGUAUCUGGCCCACGUCGAACAGUGAGUGAUGAUAGUCUUCGUGCUCUGCCAAGUGGUGUGGAGCCGCGGUCAGAUUCUUCAGCCACUGGGAGAGUACCUGGCCGACCGGUUACAACUCCUGUGUCUCAGUUUUCAUGUGGUAACACUAGUUCUUAUGCGGCGAGGGUUAGUGAAGCAACUCAUGGAGGAGUUAAUGCUCAGACAUUCAGUGGUAAUGCUGUUUACGUGGGAAGUGAGGUGAGUCAUGUGGGAGUCAAUUAUCCAAAUGUGGGUGGUAAUAGCGGGCAAACUAUUGCUGGGUCAUAUUCAUAUGCUUGGGGACUGAGGAAGGAGGUGGAGCCAGCAUGGUCUGCUCCAGAUUCUGCAUCAAAAUUAGCACAUGCCAGUGCACUUGAUAAGGUCUCGUCGGGUAGGUGGCACACAAAGCAACCACUUCAUAGUCAUGCGGAUGCUGAGAUCAUUAAACCUUCUGAAACAGAGAGAGAAGCUAACGUCAAGGGAAAUAAUAUGUGCAAUAUGAAUACCUACAAUGUGAUGGAUGGGAGGGACUAUCAAGAUGUGACAUUGGCCAGACUUGCUGAGAGGAGUUUGACUUUUGAAGAUGGGACUCAGGGUGGUGGCAAGGAGGUAGCAACCUAUGAAAGGGUCAUAUCUCCUAUAUAUUCAGAGGCAAAAGAGAGGAACCCUCCAAUUUAUGCUGAUGGUGUUCAACAACCUCGUAGUGUUGUCAAAUUUGAUGGGCCGGAUUUGCAAUCACCAGUUCCUUCAGAAACAUCAGAGCGACCCAAGUUGAAGUUACUUCCGAGAUCCAAGCCAUUGGAGAAUAUGGAACCAUUUGUUGAUCAUAAGCUGGAAUACCAACAGCCAGUUGAUCCUGUUUUUGUGGAGAAUGAAAGUGGAUCCAGUGGAAAUACAAAUAUCAUAAAGCCUGGAUUAGGUGGCUUUGAGAGUGGGAAUCAGGAUGCAGAGCGCCCAAAAUUGAGUUUAAAGCCUCGGUCACAGCCUAUUGAACAAAUGGACCGAAAUGUUGUAACAGGAAGGAAAACAUUGUUUGGUGGUGCUCGCCCACGAGAGUUGGUUCUAAAAGAGCGUCGUAUUGAUGAUGAAUCUGUGAACGAUCAUGAGCUGGGUCAACCUUCCAACAGGGUUAGAAAAGAUAUUCCCAGGAAUGAAACAGUUCCCAUACAGAUGGCCACUCGUCACAAUGAAAUACCUGAGAAUACUUCACUUGAUCAUAGGAUUGGAAAGAAUCCUGAUAGGCGGGAUCACCGUGUAGAUGGUGAGAGAGUUGAUGUGCCGAGGAACUGGAGAAGCGAGAAUCGAAGGAACGGUAGGGAAAUCGAGAAUCAGCAGCACCAGCACCAGCACCAGCAUCCACAAGAGAGACCGCCCUCCCCAGAAACCUGGCGCAAGCCUGUUGAACAGCCAAAAUCAGCAUCCCUUGAUUCUCCUCGAUUGCGCUAUGGGAAAGCUGCUUCUGCAGUUGAGCUUGCACAGGCCUUCUCGAGAUCAAUAUCUGAUCCAAAGAUAGGUGAUCGAAUUUCUGGCCAGAGAGGCCCUCCAGCCGGGGAACAACUGCCUUUCUCUCGACUGCUGGGUCCAACAACAAGGCCUCAUAUAAAUGGUUACUGA